Messenger RNA from Aspergillus novofumigatus IBT 16806, 2042 nucleotides. Its product is annotated as glycoside hydrolase family 125 protein. NCBI's taxonomy places the organism in Eukaryota, Fungi, Ascomycota, Eurotiomycetes, Eurotiales, Aspergillaceae. Bases 278 to 1885 code for a protein of 535 amino acids. The transcript is spliced from 3 exons. Gene Ontology annotation, biological process: carbohydrate metabolic process. The record is from RefSeq and is a predicted model, not a curated record.
GUGGGACUCGGAGACUUCGGUUAAAUCCCGGGCGAAUAUAAAGGAUAUGAGGACAUUGGGAGAGCAUUGGGUUUUGAACCGGUUCGAAGCGCAUGUCCGCGUUCGACUAUUUGUGUCCAUCACUUCCCCGUCUGGCAUGCGCGGACACGACUGUUGAUAAACAAUCGCCAAGCGACACUAUUGAAUCCUUGAAUCGUCGAGAUCACUUUCACCCCUUCGAAAUAACUUCACAUUCUCAGCGUUGAGACGAGGUCAGUCAGAGAGCAUUCAGCCGGCUAUGACUCGUUCGUCGGCCCUUUUCCUCGCCUUGACGGUUGGUCUUCAAGUCAGCGACACCGCAGGGCUUCGAGACGAACCCGCGAUUCUGCGGCGAGCUUGUCCUGAUUAUGUCUCAUACUCGACUGUACCGCAUCCUCCGUACAGUGGUGGUCCAUUGAACCUACCCUUCCAACGGCCAGCGACGGAAUGUCGCACCUUUUCAUCUCCAGAGGUGGAGAAAGUGAUUGACGAUGUGACGUCUCGUAUGGUGGAUAAGGAUUUAGCUCAAUUGUUUCGAAAUGCGUUUCCCAACACUUUGGACACGACCAUCAGAUGGCACACCGAUGGCUCAACGACGCCCAAGAAGAUUAAGAAGGAUGGUGCUCAAUGGCAAGGACCACAGAGCUUCAUUGUGACCGGCGAUAUCAAUGCAGAAUGGCUUCGCGACUCCACCAACCAAUUGUCAGGUUACCAGGCUCUAGCCAAAAAGGACAAAGCCCUCCACAACCUCAUUUUGGGUGCCAUUAACACCCAGGCUGAGUUUGUCAUUCAGUCGCCAUACUGCAAUGCCUUUCAACCCCCUCCGCCCAGUGGCCUUAAGCCGACACCGAAUGGGCAGGACGACAAGGUCCAUCCGGCAUAUGAGCCUUCUGUUGUGUUCGAAUGCAAGUACGAGCUCGAUUCAUUGGCACAUUUCCUGGCGCUGGGCACCCAGUUCUUCGAAAACACGGGAUCAACGGAAUUCCUCACGGACCGUUGGUACAUGGCUCUGAACACCCUUCUCAGCGUUUUGGAUGCGCAGUCACAGCCGACGUUCAACGAACAGGGCCAAUUCGUCACCAACCAGUACACGUUCCAGCGCACAACCACCGCGGGUACUGAAACUUUGAGCCUGGCGGGCGUUGGCAAUCCAUUGAAUAAUGGCACGGGUCUCAUUCGCAGCGCAUUUCGCCCCAGUGACGACGCUACUAUUCUCGGGUACUUCAUCCCGCCUAAUGCGAUGAUGUCUGUCCAGCUGAAGAGAACCGCGGAUGUGAUCAAAGCGGCAGGAGGGAGUGCGGACCUGGUCAGGAAACUUCGGCAGCGAGGUGAGGAGCUUGAUCACGCUGUCAAAGAGCAUGGGGUCGUCCACCACUCAAAGUACGGCGAUGUCUUUGCUUUCGAAGUGGACGGCUAUGGCUCACGGAUCCUCAUGGACGAUGCCAACAUCCCGUCCCUGCUUUCGCUGCCUCUGCUCGGCUACGUUGAUGAGAAAGAUCACAUCUAUCGCAACACCCGCAAGAUGAUUCUUGACAAGACCGGCAACCCGUAUUAUCUAACAGGCUCCGGGUUCCAUGGCAUCGGUGGACCUCACAUCGGUUUGCAGAACGCUUGGCCAAUGUCACUCCUUGUCCAAGCGAUGACAAGCGACUCUGAAGCCGAGAUCACCGAAUGCAUCAACCUUGUCCGUAAUUCGAGUCUGUUGGGUCUCGUGCACGAAUCUAUCAACGUCAACAAUAUCAAAGAAUAUACCCGUCCCUGGUUUGCUUGGGCCAACUCGGUCUUUGCGCAGACUAUUUUGAAGAUCGCAGCGGAGAGACCGCAUCUGAUCUUUGGGGAGGGCGCGAAGCCGUACAUCGUCCAGUAAUCAUAUAUACCCCUGUCGCAAGUAUUAUUAGGGCUGUCUACAGAAUGACAGCAAUUAGUCUAGCGGGCUUCUCCCAGUUUUAGGUUCCUGACACAUCCUUCCGCGGAUAUAAUCGUCGGUUGGAUUACUUGGUAUAUAAUGUGAUAUAUAUAAUGAC